AUGGCGAGAGGGACGGCGGUCACUUACCUACAUGGAGUCCUUCUCCUGGCUCUGUGGAAACCCUCACUCCAAGGAGGUAGGUGCCCUUUAAGUGUAUGCAUGCAGAGCUAUGCAGCGCAACACCUGUGGAUGGGACAGUAGAUUUUUUUAAGGCACAUUAACCUUAUGCCCCUUUUUUAAAAGAGGAGGGAUGCACAUACUCAGGUUAUCUUGUCUUUAAUAAGCAGAUCAUUGCAUUCUGGAUCAGAUUUGCUCAUUUUAGGAGCUGCAGAACAUGUGAUUAGAUUAUUGAUAAUCAAAUGAUGAUGAAGAGGUUGCCUAAUAUUCUGCUAAGAGAUAUGCAGCUGCAGAGUUGUGAUGACCUUCUACACACAUUUCAAAGGAUGCACACAGCAAGAAAUUUUAAAAUAAUUCCAUCAUCUCACUGGUUACCAGAAAAGUGACCUUACUUUUUGCAGUCACAUGAGAUUUCUAACAUCAUAAAAACAUGCAGUCAGUUUUCACCAGAUUUUCAGGGUUUUGAAGAAGUUUCGCGGUACAGACUAAGCAUGUGUGAAUAGAUUUGUAAUCCCUGAACCAGAUGUAGAAAUUAUUCAGUGUUGUCAUCAAACUGACAAUCUGAUUAAGACAAAUGAUUUAUUGAUACAAUUUAAAAUACAGCCACAUAAAAUUCAACCCCCUUUUGUUUAUAUAGAUGAAAGGAAUUACCCCCCCAGGUCCAGCUCCUCUUCAGACUCGAGGUCUCACCAACAUGGGAACAAUUAAAGCCUUUAAUGAGAUACAACACCUUAUUAAAAGCUCUGACUAUAACCAUGUGCGUCAGACGUCAACCCACCUGAUCGUUUCUCUUGACUCUUUGAGCCUCGAGUUUUUCGCCCGUACUAAAGAUUCCCAGUAGUCUCUUCUUUGACUCGUUACAGCGGAGCGCAGAGGGGGGUUGAAAAGUUGUCCAAGGCUGUGGCGUAACUUGAAUAAAUACAAGGUCAGGUUGAACCGCUGCUCGGUCAGUAGAGAAUCAGGAGACAAGUCACCGUCUUUGAUGCAAAGAGUAACUGCUCACCAAUCAAACUGCAGAAACCACAAAUUUGAGAACAUUUUGUGUAGGAGUAGGAUGAAGAGUCAGAUAUUCUGAAUGGUUUGCUAAAACUACGAAAUCCUGAACUAAAUUCUAUAUCGAUAUAUCCUAUAACAUCAGGGAAUCACAAAUGCCUUUAUCCAUAUUUUUGCUAGUUGGUGCAAAAUUUGUUGACUUCAAACUGGAUGAAAUUUUGGACUCUUGAAAUAAUGCGAAAAGACAAUUAGGAUAGGACAAAGGAUCUCCAGAGGCAGUAAUGUUUCUCUGAUGGGGAUGCAAUCAAUUUUGCAACCCAGGAGUGUUCCAAUACUUCAGUAUAGGUGGUCUAACUAAGUUACCACAUCACUAUAGUGGCUCAAAAACACUACAGUAGGAUAUCGUAGGCCUAUUUAACAAAAUGAGACAAAUAUUACCUACUAAUGGGAUUUUAAUGUUACAGAAGAGAUAUAAUCUUCUCAAAGCAGCGAGCAAUCCCUACAUCCCUACAAUCCCUCCAUUUCCAAGAAAAACAUUCUCAUCUCAUGUAUAUGAUAAACCCACAUUUGAAAGAUGUGAGUUCAUAGUUUUACCCGUCUAAUAAAUUUGAUGGAAGAGUCCUCCCAAAAUAACCGAAAGUUUUGGGGGUGGAGGAUUCUGUCCAGCAGAAUCCAGCGGGCAAGAGCUGAAUGACUAAACAGUUCAGUUAUUUACAACUUGUUGUUAAUGUGCUGUACAUGGCACUCCUGUGAGAUCAGUUACUCACAUUCUUUCAGGAAUCCCAAUGGACCUCUUCUUUUCACAUCUGGACUGUGGGAUCCUAAAAAAAACCUUUCCUUUUAUAGUUAUUUGCUUUCUGUGUUCUAUUUUUGGCUAUUGUGAUUUGUGAAAUAGGAUAUAGGUGCAGAAUAAAGAUGAGGGUUAUUACUGAAGGAAAGGAGCGUGCAUAAAGAAUUUGUUAUCAGCUGUGGAAUAACUCAGACUCACGCAGAGCACAGGAUAGAUAAUCACUGCUACACACUGAAAUUAGGUCAUACACACACUUAUCUUCUUGUCUAUCUAUGUGUUUUAUGGGGUGCUGGCAAAGAGAAGGAAAUCAUACCUAAGGAUGACUCAUAAGUACCACAAAGCCUGAAAACAACAACAACAACCAUGCUCAACUGUUGUUUGUAUGCUGAAAAUCAAAUUCCCUGUGUCGCUCACGUUGAAGGAAAUAUGUUUUUUUUUUACUUUUGUCACAACACUCAGAUAUUUGUUCGUUGUGGUUGGUGUUUUUAACUUAAAGGUCCUGUGGUUUGUGUUGAUUUUGGUGCUCCAUGCAGACAAUCUGUAUGUUUACCGUAUCUUGUAUGUGUCAAACUGCCAAAUUUAUCAGUCUUUGGGAAUAUUCAGUAACUACAAAACUGUUUUGGCAGCGUUGCGUAAACCACCUCAAUGUCAAUCAAGCGACAGCAGUUCAGGCAAGAAAAUUACAACACAGAGUUGUCUGAGGAUCUGGUUUCCUUAUGCAGUUUAUAAAGAGAUUUUACUAUUUAUUUUAGUUUGUUCCAUAAAACUCCUCAGAGCAGAGAAGUAGUAAUACCUCUGAACUAUUUUUAGAAUGACACUUCUGUUGCCCGUUGUAUGACUAAAAACUGAACCUGUGUAUUAGGUGUAUAUGUACCUACUGGUGGGGCAGCAGGAGGAGCUGGUACGGGAACUGGAUUCGGACCAGGUGGGACUGGAUUUGGCCCUGGGGGAGCUGGGACAGGGUUUCAGCCAAGUGGAGGAGCAGGACUUGGAGUAGGAGGAGCAGGUGCUGGUCUAGGAGGUCUUGGACCAGCGACCGGUGCAGGUAUGUGCCAUUUGUGUUUUCUGUUAAAUUUAGCAAUAAAUUGAUACUGAAAUUAUGUUAUGAAUUAAGAGCAGAGAUAUUCAAAUGUGGAAUCAGAUUCCAGAUGUCUUUCUGUUCAUGGAAACUGGGGCUAAUGUAUUUACUACUAAAUUUAGGGUUCUACCAGAAUUAAUUAAUGUGCUGUAACUUUCACAUUUCUUAGUUUAAUAACAUCAAGUCUAUUUAACUCAGGGGGCUAUGGUGGACGAGGUCCAGGUGGAGUUGGACCUGGAGGAUUCGGACCAGGUGGAGUUGGUCCAGGAGGAUUCGGACCAGGUGGAGUUGGACCAGGUGGGGUCGGCCCAGGAGGAGUUGGUCCAGGAGGAGUUGGACCAGGUGGGGUUGGACCAGGUGGAGUUGGACCAGGAGGAUUUGGACCAGGUGGAGUUGGCCCAGGAGGAGUUGGACCAGGUGGAGUCGGCCCAGGAGGAGUUGGACCAGGUGGGGUAGGACCAGGAGGAGUUGGACCGGGAGGAUUUGGACCUGGAGGAGUUGGCCCAGGAGGAUUUGGUCCAGGUGGAGUCGGCCAAAGAGGUAAGACAGCUGUCAAUGUUUGACAUUAUGAUCAAGAUGUCUAGUCCAGUAGAAUUUCCAUAGUAAAAAUUCUGUAAUAAAUGUUAUUUACUCUCUUCUUACAGGUGGAAAGCCUCCAAAAACAGGUAAAAACCAUCAUGAGAGAGCUUUUUUAUGGAACAUGAAUGAUAUUUAUGAUUUAUAUCUGUGGAAAAUGUCUCAAUCGUUGUAUGUGUAACAACAAACUUACACCUCAGACUGAGUUUUGACUUGGUUUUUGUAUCAACCUGAAGGAGUUGGCUAUGGUGGUCAAGGAGGAGUGGCCGGAGGGUUUGGAGCAAGGCCAGGAGGGGGUGUAGGGGGAGGACUGGGACCAGGUGGAGUUGGACCUGGAGGAUUUGGACCAGGUGGAGUCGGACCUGGUGGAGUUGGACCAGGUGGAGUCGGCCCAGGAGGAGUUGGACCAGGUGGAGUCGGACCUGGAGGAUUCGGACUGGGUGGAGUUGGACCAGGUGGGGUUGGACCAGGUGGAGUUGGCCCAGGAGGAGUUGGUCCAGGUGGAGUUGGUCCAGGUGGUUUCGGACCAGGCGGUGUUGGAGCUGGAGGCUUUGGAACUGGGCCUGGAGGAGUUGGACCAGGUGGUUUUGGACCAGGUGGACAAGGCACAGGUAUGGAGUUCGAUCUUUAGCAUUGAAAUAUAUUUUGUGAUUAAAAGCAAAGGGCUUUAUAAUUUCUUGAAAGAUUAAAUAAUGGGGUGGUGCCAUUGUUGUACAAACUAUUGAAAUUUGCGAACAUUUGAAAGAAAGGAACAGUUAACAGUGUGCACAGACGAUAUGGAAACACUUUGCAAUAACUAUAAUUCAUAAAUGGAAAAUUGAUCAUUUAUUAAUGUUUAAUCAGCAUUUAAAUACAGCAUAUAGACCAAAUAUAAAUGGCAAAUAGAUAGUUUAAUAACGUGAAUUAAUAGUUACUUUACCAUUAACAAGCAAUGAAAUUAAUAAAUAGUCUAUUAAUAGUUAAUGAAAAUUAUCAAUCAUAAAGGUUUAUAUUGGGUUAAAAUGUUGGUUGUAAAAAUAUGUGUCAGUAGCACUUUGUAAAUGGUUAGUAUUUGGUUUUUAAACCAUCAUUAAACAUUAAGUAUUGUAAAGUUGCAACUGAUGUUUGUAAUACUUUGUAAAUGAUUAAUAAGUGGUUUUUAAACCACCUAUAAACAUUACUUAGAUGGUUAUUGUAAAGUUAGGGUUAGGGUUAGUUAGGUUUUCAAAAUUGUGAAAUUUACAAUUUACUAAAGGUCUAUAUGCUUUUUAUAAAUGACGAUUAAACAUUAACAAACAAUCUUCUUACCAUUCAUAAAUAUAAGUUAUGGUUAUUGUAAAGUGUUACCGAGGAUCAGAUCACUCAAGACAGCCAGAUAAUUAGUUAAUUUGUUUUAUUCGUCUGAUUGCUCUAUAGGAACAGCAGCCAUCUACAAAACCACCUUCAUAAAUACCGUUUUAGAUCUAAAAUCUUGUUUCAAUAUCUAGUUAGCUCAUAUCCUAUUAACAGAUUUCCAGCUAUGUUUAUGUCUCUCACAAUAAGUGGAAGUUCCCCUCUUAUAACAUGGAUCGGUGGUUGGCCCUUGUACUGUAAAUAUUGUUCCUCUGGUUGAAUCAAUGGAGCAGGAUAAGAGUUGCAUACAUGUACCAUUAUUUCAUUUCCUUGUUACCUCAAGGUUAUAACCUAUUGUUGAGGGGCCACCCACCCUCAUGUGCACCCGCACACUGUGCAGUGAUAAAGGCUAAUGCAUUAGGCAUGGCAGGUCCCUGAUAAAGGACGGAAGUCAUCACGUCAGUCAGAAAGACCACUUAGCUUUGGAAUAUCAGGCCUCUCUGUUUUUCAACCCUCAAACAUUGAAGUUGCUUUGCAGGAUGAGGAAUGUUGGUGAUAACAUCCAAACGAUUUCUCAAGAGCUUACGCCAUGUUUUUUUUAUUUUUGUAGUCCUUUUUGACUUGAACCUAUUAUUCCGCUGGGUUAAAAGUGGGUCAUUGCAAGCACAGGAAACAGACUUGCAUUUCACACUUUCCAGUUUACUCUAAGUCUGGCCAUCUCUGCUGCACAAUAAUGCUCACAAACUGUGUUUAGUUUUACCCUGCUCCACCCUAAAGACUAAGACUCAAGCAUCCUGGUUCACCUGAACAAGCACUGAGAGGCUGGCGUGUAUAAACGCUGCUGUUAUUCAGUUUUUAAGGAAAAAUCAACAAAAAUUAAUUAAAAGUUAAACUGCCACACCAAAACAUUGAUCCAAAGCAGCUACCACGAUGACAUUUAUGAGUGGAGAAUAAAGUUGCUGAAUUCAUUAACCAAAUAUUUAGAAUUUAGAGCCAUAAAGCAGAUUGUACUGAAAUGAUGAGUACUGUGCAAAAUCCCCUCUUGGCAAGAAUUAGGAGUUCCAUUUGAAGCAUAAUGUGGCACAGUUUUAUACGACAGAACGAGUUGCUUUAGUCCCUCAGUAGUUUUUUCUCUGCCCAAUACAUCAUAGAGGUUUCAGUUUCUUGUUAUAGCUGUGGGCACAUCAUAGCCUAACCCUUCUGAGAGAUUCUUUAGAAAGUUAGACAUGUACACUUCAAACGGAUGCUUAAAAUCUUUCUGGAGAACAAGUUAAUCCCUAAAGAGGUUUUUUCUGGGGCAGGCUGCAUACAUGUAUAAUAUUACAAAAGGGUGGAGACUAGGAGGGACAUGCUGAAUUCAUUAAUGUAUGAUGUAAUGUAUGAUGUGAUGUACUGUAGACAAUAGAGCAAGUGUAGAUAGUACACAGUACUUUCUCUUUUUUAUCUGAUCAUCAGGCCUUAAGACAGGGGGUGUGGGUGGAGGAGUGCUUUGAGCAGGAGGCCUUAGCACUGGCAGAGGUCAGGGUGCUGUAAGUGGGCUUGGAGCAGGAGGUCAUUGGUCUUAUUUUGUCUUCAACUUUUCAAUUUGCUUUUUCUUUGUGUGCAGCUGAGAUUAGUUUUUAAAAUGCUGAAAAAAACUAUUCCAAGUGUUCCAGAGUCAUGACAGCACAAUUUACAUUUAGCUUUACUUGACACACCAACGACAACACAGCAAUUCAUCAAGCUGCCAGAGUCGCUCCUCUUAAACAUCCACCUAUGGGACUGAUCAGUUGUUCUUUAUACUUUCAUGAAUUUCUCAUUCUUCUUUGAAGGAUAUUUGUGCACUAAAAACGUGACUCUCUCCUCCCUCAGGUGGAUAUGGAGGUGGUUAUGGAGCAGGAGGUGCUGGCCAAUACCCAGGAUUUGGCAGAACUGGUCCUAAACCUCCUAAAACAGGUAUUUGAUGCUUGAUUAUAACUGUUGUACAGAUAAACUAAAUACACAGGUGACCAAAACCCCCCUUUUUGUAAACUCAGGUGGAGCUGGAACAUCGCUUGGAGGUGCAGGUUAUGGACCUGGUGGUGCAGGAGUUGGGCCUGGGGGAGCAGGGUUUGGACCUGGUGGUGCAGGAGUUGGGCCCGGGGGAGCUGGAUUUGGACCUGGGGGUGCAGGAGUUGGGCCUGGGGGAGCAGGGUUUGGACCUGGUGGUGCAGGAGUUGGGCCCGGGGGAGCAGGAUUUGGACCUGGGGGUAGAGGAGUUGGACCUGGGGGAGCUGGAUUUGGACCUGGUGGUGUGGGAGUUGGGCCUGGUGGUGCAGGAGUAGGACCUGGGGGUGCAGGAAUUGGGCCAGGGGGAGCUGGAUUUGGACCUGGGGGUACAGGGGUUGGACCUGGGGGAGCUGGAUUUGGACCUGGUGGUGCAGGGGUAGGGCCUGGGGGAGCUGGAUUUGGACCUGGGGGUGCAGGAGUAGGGCCUGGGGGAGUUGGAUUUGGACCUGGGGGUACAGGAGUUGGUCCUGGUGGUGCAGGGGUAGGGCCUGGUGGUGCAGGAAUUGGGCCUGGUGGUGCUGGAACUGGUCCUGGUGGUGCAGGAGUCGGGCCUGGGGGAGCAGGAGUUGGGCCAGGAGGAGGAGGUAGCUUUUUUCAUUUUCUUGAUGCUUUGCUGUGUUUGACAAUGUUAAUAUAAGUGUGAAAGAUUAAAACAUUAUUUAUUAAUUCAUAUUCUUUGAAAGCAGCGGAUACUUAAUGUCAUAAUGAAAAAUUACUUUCAAAUGCACUUUGCAAAAACAAUCCCUGCAAUGUGCUGUUAAGUUUUUUUGUUUUUUUACUGCCAAUGGUCCAUGUAUCAUUAAAUGACAAAUAUGCCAUUAAAAUACCCUGUUAGUUAUUUCAGUUUUGUGUAGGGUGGAGGUUAUUUUAGUUUUUUAAGAGACUAUUCUUUGCACUUUUCUUUUCUAUGCAUCCCUGUUGCUGUACCAGUACUGCCACAAACUGGAACAGGAGUAGGACCUGGGGGCAAGACUGGUGGUAAAGCAUCUAAACAGGUUCCAGGUAAACUUCACAAGAAGACAUCUACUUUAAUAAAAAAAAAUGUUGUAUAACAUUAACUGUACAGGGAAGUUGAUUUAUAUUUAUCACUCAGGAAUCGGGGUCCCUGGACUCUAUCAAGGUGGAUUUGUACCGGGCCAAGGUAGGUUUUAAAAUAUGAAGCAUACAAAAAAGGGUUAAGAUAUGAUACUGGAGUAAAUUUGUGACAAUUGUGUGGUCGAUUUUCUGGCUAGGUUUUGGUGGUCGAGGUGUUCUCCCUGGGGUGGCCACAGGAAAUGGUCUUGGACCUCAGACAGGCAUGUUGUGGCACACUUUGUAAAUAAACCUUUGAAAAAACACCACAUACAUCAAAGAUUAAAACAUAUGCUUUACUUCUCUCAGGAGCAGGAGUACUUGGUCAGGGGGGUGUUGGACCUGGAGGAACAGGCAGUAAGUGUUACAAACUCCUAAACUGAUUAAAUGUGUCAGGCUUUUUUUUUUUUACAUUACUUGAUCUUUCAAGGAAAAUGAUCAAUCAUAAAUGUUAUCUACGUUUCUUUUAGCCUUUCACAGUAUUAGCAUCUCUGUAGUAAAUUUCUCAUCAUAGAUGGCCGUGGACAGCAGUUGCCCGGAGUCUUUCGAGGUUACCCUCUCAUAACACCAAAAUCAGGUACACAUGAACAUACUUUUUGGGUUAAUUCCACAGCUGCAUGUAAGGAUAUAUAAGGUUGAUUGUAAAUUUGUCAAAUAAAUAAAUAAACAUAAUCUACUCUAUUAACUACAGGUGCAGGGAAAUCAAAGAACCCAGCCAAAGCUGCAGCAAAGUCUGGUAAGAAGCACCAGCCAAGCUUUGCUCAACAACAGGCAUGACGGAUUGGUUUUCUCUAAAUGUUGAUAGUCUAUUUCUUUCCCAGGUGGAGCUGGGGCUGGAGGAGGUGCACUGGGUCAAGCCGGCACUUUGGGGAUAGGGACUGGAAGAGUCCCAGGAGGAGCUGGACUCACACCUGGAUUAGGAGGUGGUGCUGGGGCAGGAGGUGGAACUGGAGCUGUACCUGGAUUUGGAGGUGGAGUGGGAACAGGAGGUGGACCUGGAGCUGUGCCUGGAUUUGGAGGAGGAGCUGGAACUGUACCUGGGUUUGGAGGAGGAGCUGGAACUGUACCUGGGUUUGGAGGAGGAGCUGGAACUGUACCUGGGUUUGGAGGAGGAGCUGGAACAGGAGGUGGACCUGGGUUAGGUAAAUUUGAAGAGUUACACAUUAUUUAUGUCUUUUAAGUGAGUAUGGAUCCAUCAAAGAACUAUACAUGAAAAUAUUUUACAUUUUAUUAAAAAGAACUUAAAUGUUUCAAUGAGUCACACCAUUGUGAAAUAUCAGUGGAGUUUUUAGAAAGGUUUUUUUGUGUUUCACUAACUGGUCACUUGGAUAUAUUUUGUGUCAUAGGUUUUGGCCCUGGCUCAGCAAAAGCACGAAAAUAUGGUGAGAAAUAUUUCUAGAGUUUAUGAAAGUUUUAUAAAAUACAAAAAAAAUCUUGAAUUUAAACAUUCUUUUAUAAUCUGCUUCUAAAAUGAACUAAAAAUCAAUCCAGGUCAGCAAGGUGGUGCAGGUACUGGAGUGGCUGGAGGUCUUGGAAGGGGAGGACUGGGUGGAGGAACUGGUGUUGGUCUUGGCACAGGAGGAGUGCCUGGUUCUGGGAUUGGAACAGGCUAUGGACCAGGUGGAGUUGGACCUGGAGGUGCGGGCACAGGCUAUGGACCAGGUGGAGUUGGGCCUGGAGGUGCGGGCACAGGCUAUGGACCAGGUGGAGUUGGACCUGGAGGUGCGGGCACGGGCUAUGGACCAGGUGGAGUUGGGCCUGGAGGUGCGGGCACAGGCUAUGGACCAGGUGGAGUUGGACCUGGAGGUGCCGGCACAGGCUAUGGACCAGGUGGAGUUGGACCAGGUGCUGUGGGUGGUGGUUAUGGAUUUGGACCAGGUGGUGCUGGCACAAGUACAACAGGAGGAAGAGGGGUUGGACUUGGCACUGGAGUUGGCCCCGGCUCUGGAGUUGGUUUUGGUCCAGGUGGUGCAGGAACAGGGCCAGGUGGUCUGGGCUAUGGUCCUGGUGGGGCUGGAACUGGAACAGGGCCUGGAGGUAACGAUUCAGGUUAAAUAUUCUACAAUAAGAUGAAAUUUCUUAACAAUUUAAAAGAUCUUUACCCCGUGAGUAAAAAUAACUGUAUUUGUUUUUCAGGGUAUGAUGCCAGCGCAAAAGCUCGUAAAUACGGUAAAAAAUAAAAGCUAAAAGACAGACUGAGUUUUUUACAUUGAUAAACUAUUUUAAAAUGAAGGCAGAUAAUUUUACAGAACUCUCCCCAACAGGUAUGCUCAGUGGAGCCCUUGGAGGAGGAGCUGGCACAGGACCAGGAGGAGCUGGCACAGGCUUUGGACCAGGAGGUGCUGGCACAGGCUUUGGACCAGGAGGAGUUGGGCCAGGUGGUGCUGGAACAGGCUUUAGACCAGGAGGAGUUGGGCCAGGUGGUGCUGGAACAGGCUUUGGACCAGGAGGAGUCGGGCCAGGUGGAGCUGGUACAGGCUUUGGACCAGGAGGAGUUGGCCCAGGAGGUACUGGGACAGGCUUUGGACCAGGAGGAGUAAGCACAGGUGGUGCUGGAACAGGCUUUGGACCAGGAGGAGUCGGGCCAGGUAGCACUGGAACAGGCAUUAGACCAGGAGGAGUUGGCCCAGGAGGUGCUGGCACAGGCUUUGGACCAGGAGGUGCUGGCACAGGCUUUGGACCAGGAGGAGUUGGGCCAGGUGGAGCUGGCACAGGCUUUGGACCAGGAGGAGUUGGGCCAGGUGGUGCUGGAACAGGAGUUGGCUAUGGACCUGGAGGUAAGGUGAAAGUGAUGCAUGUCAGAUAAAACAUGCUUAAUAAAGCUUUAUUCUGAAGCAUUAAUAGAUUUGUGUGCAUCUUGUAGGUUAUGCUGGAGCCAAGGCUCGCAAAUAUGGUAAGGCACAACCAAAAAGAACCUCUUUAUGCACAUUUAUCUGUGAAAAUAUUAACCGAAGACACAAACCCACCCAAAGCCACUGUAUAUCUGUGCAAAAAGUUUUCCAUUAUUAAUGAAAAUGUAACCUGUAGUUUUUUUUUUAACUAUUGCAUGUCAGAAUUACUUCUGUUUCAUUUUAAUUGAGAAUCAUGGACCAGCGCCUUCAGUCUAUGGGCUUUGUUUUCUGAUUAAAAUACUUCAGGUUUGCCAGGAGGUGCUGGAGGCGCCCUGGGUACAGGUGGACGGGGUGUCGGAGCAGGAGGUGGAUUGGGUGAGUUAGCAACAAUCCAAUGCCUGACAUGGAACUAACUGAAGGACAAAGGAUUUUUUUUACUAUGUGCUAUUCAUUUGGUCAUUGUUGACAAAAUAUUGAGAACUGGAAUCUGAACACCAGUCUCGUGCAGCUGUACACUUUAGCCUGCUGUCAAUUUAAAUACAGUCAUAAACAAACUGUUGUUUUUAUUUCUACUCCUAUGUAGUUACAAACACUUUAAGGUCUCCUUUCUUUUAAGUCUUAAUGAGAGCUAUAUCUUGCACCUGUUUACUGUUAUCAAGGGCUACCAGGUGGCACUGGAGGAGCACUCGGGACUGGGGGAACAGGAUAUGGACCUGGUGGAUAUGGACCUGGUGGAUAUGGGCCUGGUGGAUAUGGACCUGGAGUUGGAUUUGGACCAGGUGGUGGCUAUGGUGUAGUACCGGGGGCUGGCUAUGGAACAGUUACAGGUGUGAAUUUACAUUUUGUUCAAUAUUAAUUUUGACAAUAAAUUGGGCUUGUACAAAGAAAUCUUUGAACUAAACUGUCCGUAAUUUACAGGCUAUGGAUCUGGAUCAAAAGCAGCUAAAUACGGUAUAUAACAUUUCUAAUUUUGAUUGUUCAAAAACAUUUGGUACAAGACAGAAAAUCCAAGUUAAAAGCUAAAUUAUGUAUGAUCCUGGUGUAGGUCAAGGGGGGACUGGUGCUGGUGGGGUUCUUGGAGGAGGUGCAGGAAGAGGUGGUAAGUUAAUUAUUGAUAAUGAUAUUGAAUCUCACAAGCUAAAGAGAACAGAGGUGCUCUUUUAAAAAUAUUUUUCAAUGAUACACUCUUAAAGUUUUGAGUUUGCUUCACCCUCAUAAUCUCUGAUAAAUUUAGAGUUAGUAAUGUGGUCAGGGCAGGAAGGCUUUGGUCACAGGCAGUGGAAGUGCAGGUUGGUUACAGCAUUUGCACACUAACAGGUUAUGUUUGCCAAAUUUUAGACAUGAGAGGCAACAGAAGCCCAAAUCACACAUAAGCACCGUAUAACCUAUCCCUCUGUUGACCUCUGUUGGUAGUUUGACAGAAUUGCAGCAACAUGCAACAUGUUCCUCAGACACCUGACUUGUAACUGUAACAAUCAGGUUCCUGCCAUGCAACAGACAAGUGAGAUAAAGUAGUUCUGUAAAUUGAUUUUGACCUGAAAAUACUGUGACUUUUUUAUUACAUUUGUUUAAAAUAUGACUAUUCAUGUAGUUUACAGGAGCGUUUCCAAAACUUAUCAAACCUAACUUAAAGAUUCCCUUAGUACAUAGUUUUAUGGUAUGAUACCUGAACUAUCUUAUUUCACAUGGUUGUCCUUUUAUUUCUAAUCACUGAUUAUGACACAUAUGACCUGUGUCAUUUAUCUUACUAGACAGUGACAAUUUAGGUUGUAACACUCCGCUCAUGAGCUGAACGUAAGCUUGAUAUUGUUAUGUAAAAGUAAAUCAAUAUAACCAACCAGUCUUGCUGUAUCUCUCAAGUCUGAGAAAGUUACAUGUUUUAGUCUCAACUCCAAAAAGCAGAGGCUUUUGAGUAUUAAAGUACAUCCUGUUAGGUACAGUUGGAUAACAACAAUCUCAGUUGAAGUGGUUUUUCAAGUGGCACAAGCCAUUACCUUUAUUGGCCAGUUUUAAAGAUCUGUCACACGUGCUAUGUUUAAUAACUGUUUUACCUGAGAGUGUAAUCGCUACUUACAGGAUAACACAUUGAAACAACAUUAUAGGCCUUUAUCAAAUCUUCCGUCUGUAUGUAAGGAAUUGAGGAAGUAACGAAUAAACUUCAGUUUACUCGCCUUACUUAUAUCAUCUCUUAUUUGUAUUGUUCCUCAGGUUAUGGCACUGCUGGGUCCAAAGCUGCCAAAUACGGUAUGGUAUCAAAAAAAACAAAUGCUGAGUGUAAAAUGUUGAAUGCAACUUUUUCAACUGUGGAACAGAGCCAUUCUUUGGUACAUCUUUCACAAAACCAUUUCUUUGAUAAUCUAAAGGGCAACCUGGUGGAGUUGUACCUGGUGCAGGAACAGGGAGCAGCACAGCAGGAACAGGAACUGGUACACCAGGGACAGGAGUAGGGACUGGAACAACAGGAGCAGGUACAAGUACUGGCACUGCAGGAACAGGGACAGGCACAGGCACUGCAGGACCAGGGACUGGCACUGGCACUGGCACUGGAGGACCAGGUACAGGGACUGGCACAGGUGUUUCCGUGAAUGGCACCAGCACUGGGACAACAGUUAGACCCACAGGUGAGUGUUUUUUUUUCUUUAAGGAUUGCAGAUCAGUUACAGAAAUGAAUUGUUUCAUCAACACUGUUGAAUAUUGUGUCUGCUGGUUUAGGAGGAGGGCUUGGGGCCACAGGAGGCACACAAGCUCCACUGUCAGAAGGUACAAUCUACUCAAAGUAGAACCUUGUUUAUUUCCAGUUUGAUUCUACAUCAGUAUUUUUGCAGUAGCCAGUGUAACCACCUUUGCUGGUUAUUGAUUAUACUCAUUACUACUAACCUUUAAAAUGAUUUACAUUUAAAAAAUGAGUCUUUUUAACGAUUUUGCCCUUAUCGUAGGUGAUGGUGCUGCAGGCAGUGUGAUAGAGGGGUCUGGAGGUUCAGCGGGGGAAGGUAUGUUUCACCUUAUUGCAUUCUUGAGAGUGUGUCUUUACUUAUUCUAAAGGGACAUUCUUGUUUCGUGCAUAAGACAACCUUUAAUAUUUAAAGGCUUAUAACCCCACACUCACAAAAUAUUACUUACAUUGCGAACAAGUUACAAGGGAAUAACAAAAAUUCACCUUUAGGUAUUGUAACUUGAAAACAGACAACUCCUAAUUUCAAGUCGUCCUAACCCCUUUUCAAUACUUUAAAUCAAAUUUCAAAAGGGUUGACACAUAAAGUCUUUUCAUCACGGUUUAAACAGGAGGCACUGGUUUAUCUGGCAGACCAGUGGGGGAAGGAGGUGAUGGAGAAGUGUUGAGUGGCACAGGAAUCCCCAUCAUUGGAGCAAAGCCAGGUAUUUAAGACAUGUAUGCCACAAAUUUAAAAAGACAUUUUCAAGUUUUAAAAAAUAACACUUGUUUUUUUGCAUCGUGGUAAGAAACUCAUUUUUUCCCCCUUUUUUAAUUAUUUUUAUAACAGGUCUCAACGGGACUACAGUUUCAGGUCAGCUUUUAUUACAUAGCCAGAGUGUCUUUAUGUUAGUAUUCGAGUACAUAGCAGUAUUUGAUUUUGUCACUUUAUUGAUCAGAUAUUGUAAAGCCACUAAAUCUCCCAAUCCAUUCUUCACAUGAUCGAUUAAAUGGCUAAUUUUUGUAUCGUUGUGAUACACCAGUCUACUAACUAGUGCCAUAUUUGUUCAUGCUAAAUCUACUUUGAACUGACUUGAUUUUUUUUUUCUUUAAAAUUUCAGGUGGUACAGAUGAAGGUGAGAUUUUCCAAUAAGACACACCGUUCUUCUAGAUAUAAUUGCCGUCUCGACAUACUCUCAGCACAAGUCUUGAGGCUGAACUCAAAGAAUGUCUUCAACCAAUUUUCAUAAAAUUCACUGUGUACUUUUUUCAGGUGUAAGUGGGUCGUUACCUGGAGCCAGACCCCUGAAACCCCCUGGUGAAUAAAUUUAAUUUCUCCUUAAACUUAAAUUUGAUUUUCUCCAUAAACAGAUAAAUCAGAACUAAGAUUAAUCUACUUAUCCUGCUUACCUUUGAAAGAAAUUAAAGAAAAAAAGAACAACUUUAGCAAAGGCGUCUGGAAUUCUGUUUGCUAACAUUUAGCAAAAUAGUAACCUAAAGUUACCUUUCUCUCUGCAGGUGUACCUAGGGGGGACACACCGGGCGAAGGGGAUGGAGAGGGAGGUCCUGAUGGAGAGAGAAGUGGUACAGAAGGCACGGGUACAGCAUUGGGAGGAGUAGGAGGCAGCCCUUCCAGAACAGGAGGGACUGGAGGUGUUUCAGGUGGUGUAGCCGGCACAGGAAGAGGAGACAGUCCUGCAACCGGAGCUGGAGUUGGACCAGGAGGUUCAGCCAGUGGAGUAGGAGGAACACCAAAACCGCCUGAAGGUGCAACAUUUUCCAUCUUAAUGUUCAUCCAUAGUUUAUCAGACAUACAAUCCAGACACUAGACAUACGCAAAACAAAGUGAUACUGAAGGAAAAUCAAGACUUUGUUUUUACUGAAUGAAAGCAAUGUUUUUUUUGUUUUUUGUUUUGUUAUCGACUGGUGUGGACCUGGUGGGGUAGGUGGGGUAGCAAGAGGAGAAACAGGGACAACAGGAGGAGGUCCAGGGGGAGUAGGUUUAGUACCUGGCGCUGGUGGGCCUAGUGCAGCUGGAACAGGAACCCUCAAACCUGGAAAAAGUAAGUUACUCUCAUAUCAUGGCCUCUAAUGUCUAUGUGUAUAUUCUAGACUGAGGACCCUUUAUCUAAGACAUUUUCCCCUCUUUGUACAAUUCAAUCAUUAAUCAUUACAGGCUAUGGUGCUGGUGGAGCUGGAGUUUUACCAGGUGGAGGUAUGCUUUCUAAUUCUACUCUUGACAAUUGUAUAGAGACCAACUGGUGAUUAAAACAGACUUGCAAUUAGGAAAAACGUUUUGUUUUAUGCAGGAAUACGUUAUCCAUUUGGAUCUGGAGUAAGACAAGGAACAGGGAAACCAGGCAAAGGUUGUUGUUGUUUUUUCUUCAAAGUUUCUUCUCCUUUUUAAUUUUAAAAGGUCUAAAGACAUUUGAGAAGGUUUUAAAAAGAAGCUAUCCCGUCCCUUAUGUGCCUUUUCUUUAUCUGUCAGUAUAUGGAGCAGGAGGACAGGUUGGGGUUGGACCAGGUGGUUAUGGAGCUGGUCCUGGUGGCUUUGGUACUGGUCCAGGAGGAUAUGGUGCAGGCCCAGGUGGCUUUGGUGCUGGGCCUGGUGGAUAUGGAACUGGAACUGGACCUGGAGUCUAUGGAGGCACUGGUCGGGGCCCUGGAGGUGUUGGAACUCUUGGAGUUGGAGGAGUUGGGACUGGAGGCUUAGGUGGAGGUGUAGGAGCAGGCCCUGGUGGAGUAGGUGGUGGACUAGGUCUUGGUAAGUUGAAUUCUUUGGAAAUAAACUUUUUUGAUAAGAUGAGAAAACGCAUUUAAAUGACAGAAAAUUUCAAAUUACAGUAUGAUAAACUUUAAAGAUGUUCUGUGUAACCUAGGAGCAAGAUAUGGCACUGGUUCAGGACUUGGUACUGGCGCUGGAAAACCACCAAAAAGUAUGAUAAGCAAUGAAAUACACAGACUGUAAAUAUUUAACUCAUAGAAAAGAAAUGACAAACCAAAACAAAACCCCAAACAUGAAUUGACAUGUGUUUUCAGGUUACGGAAGAGGAGCUGGUGGUACUGGAGUUGGUCUUGGUGGCUUUGGGGGUGGAUCUGGUGGAGCUGGACCCGGUGGUGCAGGAACUGGACCUGGAGGCUUUGGACCCGGUGGUGCAGGAACUGGACCUGGAGGCUUUGGACCCGGUGGUGCAGGAACUGGACCAGGUGGCUUUGGACCCGGUGGUGCAGGAACUGGACCAGGAGGAUUUGGACCAGGUGGUGUUGGACCUGGUGGAACAGGACCAGGUGGAUACGGGACCACUGGCACUGGCCCAGGUGGUGUCGGAACACGACCAGGAGGUUUUGGACCUGGUGGUGUUGGCACAGGACCAGGAGGCUAUGGACCAGGUGGAGCUGGUGUUAUUCCUGGUGUUUAUACUCCUGGAGGUCAAGGACUGGGUUCCCGAAAACCACCAAAAUCAGGUAUAAUUGUCAUAUUUUUAAAACCAUCAAGAAAAGUAAAAUUAUGAAGAACUAAUAAUUCAGAUGGUUCACUCCUUCCACCAGGCUAUGGAUCAUCCUCCCUGGGCGGAGCUGGUUAUGGGCAAGGUGAGAAACUCAUUUAUUUCAACUCUGUAUAAUAUUUAAAGUAGAGAUUAAUAUUUAUUUGCCUCAAAAAGAGUAUUAUCAAAGUUAGCAAUUUAAAUCAGUACUUACUUUUCUUGCACUAAAGCAAAAACAACGCUAACUCUUGUCCAGUGGUAUGAAACAUCUUCUAUUGAACUAUUUGUUAUGAAAAAGAAAUAAAACUUAAAGGUGGGAGUACACAGUGAUUUCUGAAGUACAAGGUUAAAAUGAUUUGGAAAAUCUUUAAUUUUUUCCUGCUUUUUCAGGGAUUGGACCUGGAGGUAUAGGGCCAGGUGGUGCAGGAACUAGACCUGGUGGCUUUGGACCUGGUGGCGCAGGCACUGGACCAGGAGGCUUUGGACCCGGUGGUGCAGGCACUGGACCAGGAGGCUUUGGACCUGGUGGUGCAGGCACUGGGCCUGGUGGCUUUGGACCCGGUGGUGCAGGCACUGGACCAGGAGGCUUUGGACCAGGUGGUGCAGGCACUGGGCCUGGUGGAUUUGGACCCGGUGGUGCAGGCAUUGGACCAGGAGGCUUUGGGCCUGGUGGUGCGGGCACUGGACCUGGUGGUUUUGGACCAGGUGGUGCGGGCACUGGACCAGGAGGCUUUGGGCCCGGUGGUGCGGGCACUGGGCCUGGUGGUUUUGGACCUGGUGGCGCAGGCACUGGACCAGGAGGCUUUGGACCAGGACUAGGAAAGAGAAAACCUUAUAAAACUGGUAAAUAGUAAAUCUAACUAAAUGUGCAAACAGUGAUUGAUUUGUUAGUAAAUAUUUAAAGGUACAUUAAAAGAACAACUAUGCCUGUCUUUCAGGUGGCACAGGUACAGGAACUGGUGGGUUUGGGCCUGGGUUUACUGGACCUGGAGGUGCCAGCACAGGAGCAGGAGGUACCUAUGGACCUGGUGGAGUACGCACAGGUACUGGAGGUGGCUUCGGACCUGGCGGUGCUGGAACAGGAACCGGACCUGUUGGCUUCGGACCUGGUGGUGCUGGAACAGGAACUGGACCUGGCGGCUUCGGACCUGGUGGUGCUGGAACAGGAACUGGACCUGGCGGCUUCGGACCUGGUGGUGCCGGAACAGGUACUGGAGGUGGUUUUGGACCUGGUGGUGUUGGCACAGGAACAGGAGGAAUCUUUGGACCAGGAGGCCAAAGAUUAGGAAAAAGGAAGCCGUCUGUACCUGGUACAUUUAAGUUAUAAAAGUAAAAUGGCUGAGUAGAUGAUAAUAACAAUUUUGAUGGAUUAAUGAGUCGUGUUGUUAAAGAAAAUCAUCAUUUAAAUAUUUAUAUGUUCCUUCUUUUUAUUUUAUUUCAGGGGGAGCUGGAUAUGGAUCAGGUGAGAUGUUAUAUCAAGUAUGGUGAACAUUUUUUUGUACAUUUAUGUGUUUUUUUAACCCCCUUCAUUUCAUGAUUCGCUUUCCACAGGAGUAUUAGGAGGAGGUACUGGACCUGGAACUGGUGGCUUUGGCCCAGGAGGCACUGGACCUGGUGGCUUUGGCCCAGGAGGUGCUGGAACUGGUGGCUUUGGCCCUGGAGGUGCUGGAACUGGUGGCUUUGGUCCAGGAGGCGCUGGAACUGGUGGUUUUGGCCCUGGAGGUGCUGGAACUGGUGGCUUUGGCCCUGGAGGUGCUGGAACUGGUGGCUUUGGCCCUGGAGGCACUGGAACUGGUGGCUUUGGCCCUGGAGGUGUUGGAACUGGCGGCACUGGCCCAGGAGGUGUUGGAACUGGAGGCUUUGGCCCAGGGGGUUUAGGACCUGGUGGCCGGACAACUGGUUCCCGGAAACCCUCCAAGUCAGGCUAUGGGUCAUCAUUGGGGGGAACCGGCUAUGGACCAGGUAAAUUAUUUUCAGCGAUGCAUAUAAAUAUUUUGUUCAAAAGGCCGAUAACUACUGAUGUAAGUCAACAUUACCAUCAAGAUAUUAACCACUCAGUGAUAUUUUCAAGCAAACACUGUCACCAUAUGUGCUCGGUAGACUAUAACUGGGAUGCAAUAAUUGUGAAUUAUAAUUUGCAACCCUGAAAAAGACCCUGUUGCGCAAACUGAGAUGUCUUAACUGUUCAGCAUGUUUGUUACUCACAAACCAGUUGCUGGGUCUGGUCAGCAACAAUGAAGGUUAAAUAAAGCACCUGCAAUUAUGUCCUCUUUUAAACAGUUUUGGGCUAGUGAAUGUGGUUUACAGUCUUGGAAAGCUGAAAUAUAAAGUAUUGCAAAAAUGCAUUGAGAGGGCUCUCUUGGUUAAGUUUCAUCCAUAUCAUUUGCACAUUAAACACGUAUACAAGGACUUAAUGAGCUUUCAUACUAAUCUAUACUAGGAAUAAGGAAUUGGCAAAGGCAAACACUAGCUUUAUCAAAGAAUAUUCAACUUUAAGGUGAAUGAAAUGUUUAAAUUAUUCCCAUUUCCCAUUUAAAGACACCUCAGACACUACAGACAAAACAAAUCGUUUGACGCUUGCUUUUCAUUUCACUCUUUCACAAAAUAUUUAUCUUACUAAAUUAAGCAUUCAUCAUGCAAUAUGAUUUCAUACACCUGACUCUAAUUUCAUACAUGUUGCUCAUCAGGUGGUGGAGGUGGUGCUUUUCCUGGUGCAGGAGGACCAGGUGAGUUUCUUCUUUAUAUAAGGGGAAAUAACAUCUAAUAUAUAAGCCCUCUCUCUGCUGUGAGUACAUACUAUAUUUAAUAGCUAUUCUCUGCAAAUUUUACAUUCUUGAUUGAUUUCUAAACACUUACUGUAUACCCACCUGUCCAGGUAGUGUAGGGGGAGGUUCAGUGGGAACAAGCCAGGGAGUAGGAGGAGGAGGCGCAGGUGGCUCACCAGGUCAGUUUUAAUUGAGCACUGAUACAAGUAGAAAAAAACGACAUAAAUGUAACAUCUUCAUUUAAAUACUAAUGCAUUUUCAAAAACUCAGGCCAUUGCAGAGCGAUUAUAUUUUCUGCAUGCUGGAGAGAUCAGUCUGACUGACCAGUGAGGUGAAAAUGAGUUUGGUAGGACAGGCUGUAAUGUGUCAAUUGUUCCAGCAGGGGGUAUAGUCCCAGGAUAUGGUGGAGGGGCUGGAGGAAGCUUUCCAGGUAAGACAGAAUCACUAAAUUCACACUGUCUCCCUCUCUCUCUUUUCAUUGAAACACGAAAAGAUUUGAAAUAAUGAGCAACACAUAUUUUAAAUGUUGUUAGUCACAUGGGGAAUUAACCUGCAUUGACUACAGACAAACAAGGGAAGAUCAAGCCUGUUAUACAUUCAACAUGCAUGUUUUCAUAACUAUCACAGAAAUGACAAUAGAGUAAAAAGGCCAUUGUCGAGAUUAAGAAAAUGUUUAUCAUUGCUGUCUUUCCUGUUUUUCUUCUCCAGGAUAUGCAGGGGCCGGGCAAAAAUGUAAGACAACUCACUUUGUGCUUUGUGAUAAGCGUGUUCCUAUCACAGUUUGUGGACACACAGAGACAUACCAUACAUCCACUGCACACAGUGAGACAUGACUCACAUGAGGACAAUAAUACACACCCUCCUCAGAUCUAGCCUUUCUAGAUGCUUUCCGAGCAUUUUAACAUACUGUAUGCUUAAGGUUUAAGUACAAACUGGAACUGAAAUCCUAAAAAUAAGAAUUUUGAAUUUUGUUAAAAACAAACAGACUUAUGUUUUGGGAAUCAUUUGAGUUUGAUCUCAAGAUAUUCAGAGCAUGUGUCCUCUUUGUUUUUUAGCGAAGGCACAGAAGGCUGCCAAAUAUGCAGCUAUGCAAGCCUUACUGGGAGCUGGAGGCUACAGAGGUGAGAUCUAACAUUUUGCAUUAUUCUACGUAAGACUAUAUCUUAUCAUUGUCGGUGUAAAUUAAAGGUCUGAAGAUCUGUCAUCGUUGAAUCCAAUUACUGUACUCUUUAUGAUGGACCAACUUUUUUAGGUUUUCAAGUCAUACCAUUUACAGGAACACAGGAUGAACUUAUACAGAAACUUCCCAACUUUUAGUUACUCCUAAAAUCUUGAUAAUAAAACAAUAUAAACAACACAGACAUUUUGCCACAUUGAUUACUGUGGUUGUCUUUUUCUCCCCAAACUGUGAAGAGUAUUGUCACUUGUAAAAAAUAGUUUGAGCAGGAUGUUUAGAAAUUUAUCACCACUUCCUCUGGUUUUAACUCAGUUUAAAGAUAGUUUUCAAAGAAAUGAGCAUCUUCAUGACUUGCACAAAAGCCGUAGUCACAAUCUGGCCACAAAAACAGGAGCUAUACUGCAUACCGAAUGAAGAACAGACAGCUCUGACUGCAAUCAUCUCAUUGAGAUGCUUCUUUGCUGUAUUCUUUGUUGUGGGGAUAAAAAUUAAGAAUAUUUUAAAGUAUAUUUUUUUUUUCUAACUGAUUGAUUCAGUUUAACAACUUCCUUUGUUCUUGUAUUAAGGGGCUGGCUGUCAGGGUAAAUACUGUGGCCGAAGGAGGAAGUAAGAGGCCAACACAGGAAGUGACCUCAUCAAAACAACAGUGGUGCUAUUGCAUUUUCCCAGAUUGUAAAUGUCUUACCUGCAAUAGGAGCUAAAGCUUCAACACAUUCCAGAUAUUUCACUUUAUUUGUUUUUGUACAAAGUGUCUCUUUCAAAAAGAGUAAUGGUUCUCAGCCUACUAGUCUUGUGUUUGCUUCAAAUCACGUGUUUCCCUCUGUUGAUAGGUGCUACACAGAGUGGUGAAAAUGUCUGUCGUCAUGUUGCCUGUUUAACUCAUCUGAGUUUUCGAUGAGACAGCACAAGCUUGAGGAUACAUUUGUUAUUUGUUUGAAUUUGUUUCCUCCUGUAAUCACCUUGUGACUUUCCCUUGAACCUGACUACCAGGCUGAGAACCAUUAAAAAUACAAGAUCAUGGUUUCUUUUAACAUUUUAAUACAGUGCACUUUGUGUUUAUUCAUGUUUUUUUUUAUAACAAAUAUUGUUUAUGUUCUUGUGCAAGUAACACCAUGAAUCCUCUGGGUGAAGACUGCAAAUAAGGGCACCCUCAGGGCAGCUCCUUUAGACCUGUCUGCAUGCUGACACAACAUUUUUAAGUCUUCUCGAAUACACUUAUUUCUUGUCCAGUUUGACUGGAUUUAGGGUCUGUGUGAUGCUAGUGUAAAGUUUUUUUUUAUUCAUUCACUGAUUUUAAGCUUUUGGAUCAAUGUGCUAACACUUGAAGGAUCUAUCAGACAAAGAAACUGGCUGUUUUUUGUCGAGGGGAGUUGUGAACAUAAUGAGGAUUUUCUCUAUCUUGUAGUGUUAUGACUGGCCAUUAUCUCCUCCCCUAAAAGCAGCCUGUGUUCAUUUUGACUGUUUAUAAACUCCAGCGAUAUCAGCAAAUGUGUAAGCUGAAGGUCAUCAGCCUUAACUCUCUGAGAUUCUUCCCACUAUUCACAACAAAAGUUCACAGUCCUCCUGUCCUUCAAAACACUUAUUGGUAUUGGUGUAAAAUUUGCAUCAUCAAAACUGUGUGUGUGUUUUGUAUGGUGUGGCUUAGGCCGAGCUUUAGCUAAAGGGAAAUGUAACCGAUCUAAAUGUGAGACCAAAUAAUCAGAAAACUCCAGUGAAACCAGAGAGGCAUUAAUUACUGUGUUUUUCUUAUUUUUAUGUACCUCUUGUAACACUGUGGGUAAUUUGUUCACUUUUGCUCGUGUUUUUAAAUUAUGCUGACAAAAAGCAGAACAAGCUGAGAGCUUCAUCUAUUCAGUUUAGUGUGAAAAUAUGCAUUAAUACAGUAUUGAAUAUUUUGAGCUAUUUUGUGUGUGAUUGAGAUUUAACAGUUUUUACACAUGUGUACAACAGCGAUUAAUAUACAGUAAGUGCUUUGUUUUCAACAUUGUCAUUAGAUGUUUGCUCAUUCACAAAGAGCAAACACCGGUGUCUCUAUCUAUGUACCUCAACAUGUUGUUUUUAACAUCUUUGUUCUUUAUGUGGCCUAUGAAGAAAACUGCACUUUUGUACACUUUCAGACAAUGCUUUCUGAAAUAAAGAAACAACUAAUGACAGUUGCUUCAGGUUAGUCGUUAUUUUAAAAGAACUACAGGAACUUGGUGCAUGCAGAUAGCCUAGCGGGUUAGCAUGCCCCACAUGGUGAUUGUGGUCCCUGGUGCGGUUGUGGUUUCAAGUCCCAGCCCCAACCAUUUGCUGCAUGUCAUCCCCCAUACACACACUUCCUGUCUCUCUCCACUGUUCUGUCAUUUAAAGCCAAAAAAUAACUUUGGUGCAAAAGCACAAAAUCUGACACAGAGGGGGUUUUGGCAUGAGGCGAGAGGCAGGAAGCUGCAUGUGUAGAAGCCGACAUUGGUUGGAUAUGUUUACGUGUGGUGGUAUUCUGACAGCCACAAUGAAACAUGAAAAAGACACAACAACAGGCGGGGCAGGCUAAAAAUGAUAGUGUGGCAGUGAAAUGUUGUCUUCAUAGCAAAGACUCAUAUGUAAAUAUUCAACAGUUACACACUAUUGAUUUUUUGAAUACUGUUAAAGGGAUAUUCCGGUGUAAAAUUAAUUUAGAGUCAAACACACCGUAACACUGAGUUAGACAUCCCCUAGAGAGAUGAAUGUUGCCAACCGCUUGCUUCUCUAGUAACACAAACUUUAGUAACGACCGCACAACAGCAAUACACAGCAGUCUGAGGAGCCAUAAACAAACCUCAACCAAAAUGCCACAAAUAAUGCUCAGAACAGCACCUAACGUCAUCAACAGUACAUAUAGGGUCCCAGCCACAGCACUAGCCACCAAACAUCUUUUUAGCUUUGCCUGAUUUCUUUAGCGAAGAGACUAAACACAACUCAAUUACUCUCUUGCAGUUUACUUUGCUCAAUUGCAGUCCAUUACGGACUGCUGUGGGGUGAUGCAGCUCAAGGAAGAACAUUUAUGAUCAUUUCUUCAUGAAAAUGCAAUCAGACCGAGACGCUAAGGCAGAAUAACUACUGCGCCUACAGUGCAAAAUGAUUAAUAUGGUGAUUAUUACUUCAAGGAAAUGAUAAAGAUCCCUUUAAGUUCACAAAAACAUAAAGCAAUGAUGCAUCAAAUUAGUCUAUCACCUUAUCUACUGACGAAUGAGCAUCAGAAAAUUUUCAAGUAUCUAAACCCCCAAAGUAACAGAUUUCCUCAAAAGAAAGGCAGACCUUCUAUGACAUAAAUACAGAUUUGGUAUUGUCAGUUUUGUGCAAGAAGUCUUCAGUCAACUGACACUUUUUGCGGCUUUUAGUUUACAGGACUUCCGACUGCAGUAAGAAAAUGCACAUGCAGACACUGUACAAAAUUAGUAUAGAUUUUCUGAUUCUUUCAAAUUCUUUUUAAUUAUUGGAUUAAAAGUACAAAAUCUUCCUUAACAAACAAAAUAUAUCACUCACUAAAUAAGAAAUCCAAGGUGCCGUCAUUUGACUUUUCGUCACUGUGUCCUGUGCUCUCUAGGCUGAAUUAAUAACAGCAGAGCCACUGUCACUCGAACGAUCUGAGACUAUCUACAUUCAAAACUGGACAGUAUCAAUGGUUUUCUUCUGAGCUGCUCCCUAUUCUUAAUCUCUAACUAAUUUCUGCCUCUUUGUUUGUUGUGUGUGAUGAAUGGAGUGCUUCACUGUGAGGUCAGGAGAGUGCAGUAAUUGGGGCAUUCAUAAAGAGAUUAUGUCUGUGCUAAUGGGAGCAGAGCUCAUUUCCAAACACAGACUCUCUUAUAACACUCUUGAGAAAAGCACACUGUCAUGUAGAUACGCAUGUGGCUUUACAGUUUAGACUCUGAGAGCUCCGCUCUCACAGCGUUGGUUUGCAGAGGAGUGAAACUGUAUCUUGUGGGUUCUACAUACUGAAAGUAACAGGAGAGGGCCCAUGGAGCAGAACUUCCAUACUGGGAUUGGUCCAUUUCUAGGCAGCCAGUAGAGGGAGACUGGCCAGCUGGAGUCAGUGGUUCAGAGGUUUCUCUCACGCAGCAACUCUGCACAUUAGAAAGGGAACUCAUAUGGACAGGAAGCCUGUGAGCGAGCGAGAGAGAGAGAGGGUAAAAAAAUAGGCAACGCCUGCCACAGAACACAGCAGAAUGCAUGAAGGAUCUUUUACAUACAGCUAACAAGCUCCUGAGUGUAUUGUCUCAGCCAUCUAUCUGUGAACUUACAGGGCAGAAUGUCACGACGGGACCAGAGGUUUCGGAGAGGAAUGAAGGGACGGUAGGUGCCUCUGUCAUAAGUUGCUGAGAUGUGUUUGUGUGAGUUAGAGUGACUGAAAGUGAGAGAAAGAGAAACGAAGCCAACUGCUAUAAAACACAUACUAUACUUCCUCAAACUGCGUUUUUUUUUCUAACUUUCACAUCAACUUUCAGAGUGUGGGUGAACAGUUCAGAAACAAAAACAAUGAGAGGCAUUGUUAUUAAACGGGUUUGCAAAGCGGACUGUGUUACUUCAAUAAUUGAGAUCUUUGGUUGUUUUUUUUUUGUUUUUUGUUUUUUUGUGGACGCCUAUUUGUUUUACCCAAUCAAACACCAAUUUCUCAUGUUUAUUUUGAAAAAACAGCAACAAUUAAAUCAUUACGUAAGCUACCAGCGAAUUCAGACCAGAUAGGUUACACAAUUGAGGAAAACACCCCUGUGACAGCCAACACAAUACCACUGGAUCAAAAACAAUCUUUCCAUGAGUGACCUCUUUUUUUCUUCGAAAAGGAAACCAAGCAGGACAACACAGACGAAACAGAGAGGAAACCGUGGCAGAAGAAUAUGACGUCUUAUUCUUACCACUUGACCUGUGUUAAUGUUUUGUUUCAAGGACAGCAGGUGCUAGUUUGUGUCUGCAUGUGACACAGGAAGAGAUCUUAGAACAGUGAGGAGGUUUAUGGGUUACAGGGGACAUAGCUUUAGAUGGAGGAGACUGGGGUGAGGAGGAAACAGACAGAGAGGAUGGAAUCUCUGGAUGUGCUCGCCAUUGCCAACUGUAAGGUUUUCUCAUCAAACAGAUGUGAAGGUGAGAUCACAGAUGUGGAGCUGGAAAGUUCCACAUCCGUCACUGCCAGCAGCACACUAACACAGAAAGGAGGUCAAAAAUGAACCUUCCUGAUGCUUUUACCGCUUAAUUAUUUCCUUAGCAAAUGGUAGCAGGCACAUCUAAUAGAUCCCUAUAAAACAGGACUUCCUUCAGUGUAUUGAAAAGACUGACCUGCUAGGACUGGAGAUUAAACAGUAAUAUUUUUCAUCAAUUCAUGUUCUGUAGGAUUACAACUCAUCCUCGCAGAGACGUAUACAUUAACUAACUCAUAAAGAUGUUCAAACAGCAGCUCUCUACCAAUACCUGACAACCAUGGGAAUCUAUUCUCAGUUCAUGCUCGUCUACCUUAAUGUAAUUUUUUACAUUAACGCUAAAGGAACUGUGUCCUUGGUAUGAAAUCAAGAGAAAUUAGGGUGCCAGCUUCUCUCAAGUCAAAUAACAAACCCACCACCCAAAGAGGAAUACUUACUGCUUUUAUUUGUUUGGUAAGGAUGAGGACUGCACCUAUGACCAAAUGUAACAUCAUUGGGUGUGUCUUACACCAGAGAGGGUUCGAGUCUUCCUCUGCUUUAUUUCAAAACUUAGGGUGACCUUUCCCUCCCCUAUUGUAAGAAGAGCGCAGCAUUAACAGUUGAGGUUGGUAGAAAGGAAAUAUGGAGCUGUACUCUGUCCAGGAAGUCACCUCCCACUCUGGCUGUUGUGUCAGAGAGAUAAGGAGGCCGCUUUUUACUGUACAAUAGUAUUUUUCUGCAUUUACUUUAAUACUGGAAGCCAAAUGAGCAUAUCUGUUAACAGCAAACAUAUUAUAAGUAAUGUAAAUCUUGAAGUGGUGGCUAUUGCAAACCUGUGGACUACACUUCUCUUUUGUGAUCUUUCAGUGGGCUUAACUAACAUUAAGUUACAACAUUUUUGACUGAUCAGUGACCCUGCAUGACUUUCUCUUUUGUAAGAAACACAGUCAUAGUGACAUCAGCAGUUCAUUUCCUAUAAUACCUCGUUUUAACACCAAAACUGAAAAAUGCAAAUGUAUUUCCUCCCAGGGACGUGCUUCACGAACACCAGCAUUUUAAUAUGUCAGCCUCAGUUUCAUGUCUGACAAAAGCAGCCAUGUCAAGAGAGGGAAGGAGUCAGUGCAAGGCGCUUACUGAAGGUAGAAAUCACAAGUUUCCUCAGGGUCGGAUACAAAUAGUUUUGGACAGUGGGAAAUAUUCUCUGAUAUCACAGUGUGGUUUGUAUUUCACUAAAUGUAGAGUUUGGGAGAAACAUCUAAUAAUGUAGUAUAAUACAUGCAACAGUGACCUUCUGCCACUCUCUUAAAGUGACCUGUGUAGCGGCCAGGUGGAUCGUAGCCAUGACUGGAAACAGUGACACAGAUGUGACAUGUGAAUUAUAAAACAAAGGUCCAAAUAUGUAAAAAUGAGGGCUUAGAUUGUUGUUUGCCCACAUAUUGUGGGUUGAUAUAGAUAAAUGUGUUGUAGUGAAGGGGCAGUCGUACAUAAGACUUGUCUUCUGUCUGCUCCUUUUCAUUUCACAUGAUAACAUGAGAAAAAAAAAAAAAAAACUAAAAUAAAAAAAAAAGGAUGAGUGCAAUGUAUUAUAUCAUGUAUCAUGAAUGAAAUGAAAUAAAUAAACAUGAAUGAAUGAAUGGAUAUUGUAAAAAAAAAAAAAAGGUGAUAAUUCACUUCAAAUAGGCUAAACUUAAACCAGGUUAUGCUCCUAGUGACCUGACAUUGUUCUUCCUGAUCCCUUGAAUGAUGAUGAUGAGCUUGCAGGUCAACUUGCCCCGUCUCAUGUGUUCCAUCAGUGAUUAGGCUCAUGUUACUUUGCUCAAACACACCUUGGAAGUAUCUAUCAACUUACAGCCUAAACCUACAUCAUCUCAUCCAAUCUAUCGUGUACUCUUUCCCCCUCCCAACUCUUCUCCUCCUCAGGUGCUCGGAGUGCAGUUGUAUCCUAUCCCACUGGUACUAUGAAAGAGAAGGACAGCUCUACUGUAAGAAGCACUACUGGGCCCGCUAUGGAGAGCACUGCCAUGGCUGCAAGGAGAGCAUAACAACAGGACUCAUUAUGGUAAACUUGAUGAUUAGAAGAAAUAAGAACUAAAUCUUUUCUUGAUACCUAAAAGUAGGCUCGACAUAAGAGGAUAAUAACAUAAAUUGCUGACCAGUUCUUGCUCCCUGGUCUGAUUUUGUGAUGCUGACUCAUGUUUUAGUAGAUUUAGUCACAUCAUCACAGUUUCAGACUCUCCUUUCUUGUUCUUUUCUUGUGUGUGAAAUAACUCUCAGAAACAUUUUAAAUGUGGCCUCUAACAAAUUGAUUGAUAGUUGGUGACGAGCUGGUGUAAAAAUAGCUGCUUUAUUGAUUAUUCAAAGUGGCUGAAUGGACAUCCGUGCUACAUUGGAUUUAGUGAGGGAAGUAUGGGAAAAUAAUCUCAGCUGGAACAAAAAAUAUACAGAAUCUCAGCGUGCUGCGCCAUCCAUUCAAACACUGAAAGCCUUCCUGUCUCUUGGUUUCCUCCCUUGCAUGAGAGUAAAUGCCUUUUUUCUUUCAACUCUGAAACCAGAGGAUAUCCUCUGGAAACAUCCUGGUCCAGGCCUUGAUGCCGGAAUGCACAGAGAAAGAGGUCUUUUCACUAGAGUCCGCUUUUAGCCACGUCAAAUAUUAUAUUUUAAAAACAUUCCCUUAAAGGGAUAUUCUGGCGUAAAAUUAAUUUAAGGUCAAACACACCGUGACACAGAGUUAGACACCCCCUCGAGAGAUGAAUGUUGCCGACCGCUUGCUUCUCUAGUGAUGCCAACUUUAGUAACAACCGCAUGAUAGUAAUACACAGUGAUCUGAGGAGCCAUAUACAAACCUCACCCAAAACCAUCUCUCUUUCAGCAGCUGCCUGUUUGUAGCGAGACCUCAGGCCAGUCCAUUACGGACUGCUGUGGGGUGACGCAGCUCAAGGAAGAACAUUUAUGAUCACUUCUUCAUGGAAAUGCAAUCAGACCGAGAUGCUAAGGCAGAAGAACUACCGCGUCUGCAGUGCAAAAUGAUUAAUAUGAGGAUUAUUCCUUCAAGGAAAUGAUAAAGAAAUGAUCAUAAAUGUUCUUCCUUGAGCUGCGUCACCCCACUGUAGUCCAUAAUGGACUGGCCUGACGUCUCGCUACAAACAAGCGGCUGCUGGAAGAGAGUAGGUGAGUUGUGUUUAGACUCUUCGCUAAAGAAAUUAGGCAAAGCUAAAAAGAUGUUUGGUGGCUAGUGCUGUGGCUGGGACCCUAUAUGUACUGUUGAUGAAGUUAGGUGCUGUUCUAAGCAUUAUUUGUGGCUAUAGAGUGGCGUUUUGGGUGAGGUUUGUAUAUGACUCCUCAGACUGCUGUGUAUUGCUAUCCUGCGGUCGUUACUAAAGUUGGUAAAACUAGAGAAGCAAGCGGUCGUCAACAUUCAUCUCUCGAGGGGGUGUCUAGCUCUGUGUUACAGUGUGUUUGACCCGAAAUUAAUUUUAUCCCGUAAUAUCCCUUUAACACUUCCCAUUUAUUGUGUUAUUACAACAUUGUCUCUUUGAACAGGUUGCUGGAGAGCAGAAGUACCACCCUGAAUGCUUCACCUGUGUGAGCUGUGAAAUGUUAAUUGGCGACGGAGACACCUACACACUUGUUGAACGCACCAAACUCUACUGGUGAGUUUGAAUCUUGAGGGUAAAAAUGAGUUGUCAAAAUACUGGAAUAGAAAAUGUGUAUUUUCUGAUCAUAAUGGUUUCAAAGAGGGCCUCUUCUUUCAUCUCAUGAUCUGCCUGUUGUGUGCAGUGGCCACUGUUUCAGCAAGGGUGUAGAAUCAACCACAAGGCCAGCCUCUCCACUCAGCAAGAGCCCCCAUUUGGUGGCACUGGUGUCUUUCCCUCCUCACAAAGGUGGUCAAAGAGGCCUGACUGUGGCCACUGACCUCAGCCAAGAGAAAGGUCUUCAUGUCACAGUAAUAGGGUAAGUCCCCUUGUCUAUGACAGUGCCACGUGUAAAUUUUGCAUGAACUCUAAAUUUACUUACUUUAUUCAAAUAGUUUCAACAGCCAAGCUCAUUUGCUGUCCUAUCGAAACUGAUGGAAUUGGAUGCAAUUUAUGAUCCUGGAGAAUGAAAACCCGAUAUUCCCUGAGCUGUGUUAAUCCUAAUGGUUGGCAGAGCACAACUUCACUGGUUGAAAAUGAAACUUCAGUUUAAUCAAAGUCCAUUGAAAACCUUUUAGACCUUUUCUCUUCACUUGAUUUAUUUCCCCGGCAAUAAUUGGUCUCAAACUUAAGUUGCAACUCUUCCACAAUACAGCCUGAUUUUCACUUCGUAAAUUGUGAUCCCAUUUUGAAUCAGCUAAUCUCUACAGAUUAUACAGUACCUUAAAAUUUGGAAUCUGAUGGGGAAAGAGUGGGAAGUGUCAGGUUUCCAUUUGUAUAGUGCCUGUAAUCCUAGAAGUAUAACAAGCAGCAAGCAGGUUUUUUAAUAAGAAAAGUGGGACUUACGGAGAGCAAAAUCAGGCAUAAUACCGCAAAAACAUCUGAGCUCUGCCUGAAAGUAAUCGGACCACAACUCAUCUUAAUUUCCAAAUCACUUUUGAUUUUAAAACUUUGAGGAAAGCAUCAGAACUUUUUGAUCCAAUCUCUGUUUGACAAACAAGAAUUUGAAAUGUUGUCUUUUUCCCUCAAGGACAAAUCAGACAAAGUUUGCACUUAACUAUUUACAAAUCUUCAUCAGUAUGUUGUUAUUUUUUGGAAAACUUAAGACCUGUUACUCCUCUGUAACUCAAAAGAGAAUAGGUUUCUAUACCAGGCUUAUACCUCUGAAGGCCCCAGUGGAGUCUCUGUGUAAUGCACAGUCUACUGUUAAACUGAAACUUGUUGCGUAAACCAGACAGUAAAGCACGGUACGGUUUAAAGAUGCAACCACUGGCCCAAAAAAAAAAACAGUAUUGCACACACCCAUGGGUGACUUCAUAGGGGAAUUGUCCUACCCUACUUUUAGUGUUCACUUACUGAUUAUCAUUCUCCUUCAGGUUAGACUCAGAAAUCCUUGGCACCGACAUGCCGUCCACCAUACACCCUGGCGACCGAGUAUUAGAGGUUAAUGGUACACCUGUCUGCGGCAUUUCAGUAGACGAAGUAAGCCUCAAACUGCCCUCUGUUUCUUCAAUGUUAUGAAAAAAUCCAUAGCUAAACGUCUGUACAUUUUCAAAUGGAUAUAUCCUCUAUUCUAGAUAAACUGUGUGAUUCAGGACACAAGCAAACCACUGCAGCUGACCAUUGAACACAACCCACAGUCCUCUGACAGUCUACUACCAUCAAAUAAUGCCCCAGAAGAUGUCAGCUGUCUUGACCCCUGUGUCCACAGCAAACUUAAUUCAGCCCACAAACUUCCAAGUCUGGAGGAAGAGCCAAGUCAAGAGGAGACAGAAGAAUCAAACAGAAUGAGCCUUUCACCACCUCAGCAACAAGGGACAAUGGGAAUACGAUCCAGACACAUUCAGUAAGUGCAGACUCUGAGUUCACUUCUAGUUUUUCCUCUGCUCUUUUAUUCCUCAUAUGUUAUUCUCCUACACAGGCGCAGCUGUAGUAUAGAUAAGUGUCCAUUGUCCCCUGGAGCACUAUCGCUUGUAUCUCAAAGAAGAGACAUGGUUCGCUCUGAGUCCCUGCGAGUAGACCCCGGAGAUCGCACCCAUCGCAUCUUCAGACCUUCAGACCUCAUCCAUGGAGAAGUGUUAGGCAAAGGCUUCUUUGGACAGGCUGUCAAGGUAGCACAGAACAUUUCUAUCAUCAUUUUGUCAGUUUCAUGGUAACGGCUGACUUUGUGUCAGUUCUUCAUUGCGUUGAUAUCAAUUGGCUUGUUGAUUUAUCUGUUACUGUCAAGGUAACACACCAGGAGACAGGGGAGGUGAUGGUGAUGAAAGAGUUGAUACGGUUUGAUGAAGAGACACACAAGACUUUCUUAAAGGAGGUAAGAAAACUGGCCGAUGCACAAGCCAUGGUGCACAUGAAAACUUAUAGGUCUCGGUCAAAGGAGAUGAUGCUUUUCUGCAGCUCGCCACAGGUUUUAGUAAGGGUGAGGAACCGUUUAAAAAUAUACAACCAAUUCCUUAUACCACUGCACUAACAGUGAUGCUGAUACCGAGUACUUUUCUGGUACCUUCUUUAUCCCACUUUACUUAACAGACAUCUUUUAAAUGGGAACAAUAAGUUGCAUUAAAUGGUGCCAACACUACUCCUCUCUUAAUACAUUCAACCGUUCAUUUCAUCAAUUUGUCGGUAAUAUUACCUUACACAGUUUUAAACCCAUGCCACUUUUUUAAUUUCAACAACAAUGAUGAAGUAUUUGUCUAACAACAGUUGCGUCAAUGUGCACAGGUUAAGGUGAUGCGCUGCCUGGAUCAUCCAAACGUCCUAAAAUUUAUUGGACUGUUUUAUAAAGACAAGCGAAUCAACUUCGUCUCUGAAUACAUCAAAGGAGGAACUCUCCGGGAGACCAUCGUAAAAAUGGUAGGUUAAAAUACAUCUCAUGAUUCUGUGUAAACAAUCUCAGUGGCAUUUAAGUCAUAAUCUUGAUGUUACAGGAUAAGGAGUUUCCUUGGAGGACAAGAGUGAGUUAUGCCAAAGACAUAGCUGCUGGAAUGGUGAGUCUACAAGGAUGUUUGUUCUAAAGGUAAAAGAUUAAUCAGCUACUACCAACCCUAACGCAUAUAUCUAAAAUUUCUUUUCAGGCCUAUCUACACUCCAUGAACGUCAUCCAUCGAGAUCUAAACUCACACAACUGCCUUGUCAAAGAGGUAAACUGCUGGUUUAAACAUCUAAAUUAACAGCGUUCCCAAUGUUUUGCUGUGCUACAUUGAUUGACAAUUAAAAAAAAUGAAAAAGCAGAUUUCCUUGCUGCAUUUUAGUAGAUAUUAUGGUCUUGGGAAGAAACUAGACAAGGGUUAUAUAUUUGCAGCCAGUUCCUUUAUGAUCAAAUUUCAAAAUGGUAAAAUGUAGUAACAGGUUAAAUUGAAAUCAAUCAAUCAAUCAAGACAUGCUACUGACAUUUCACUCCGUCUCUUUCUCAUUUUCACCCUCCACAUGUUCAGAACCAGACUGUGGUCGUGGCUGACUUUGGUCUGGCCAGACUGGUGAUGGAAGACAGAAAUCAGAGUCGAAUAUCAUCUCUGGAACGCCCUGGAAAGGGGACUCUGACAGAGCUCCGCAAGACUGACCGGAGGAAGCGGUACACUGUGGUGGGGAACCCAUACUGGAUGGCUCCUGAGAUGAUCCAUGGUAAGGGCAUUCAAUUAAAGUAGAGGAUUCUCAAGAUAAGCAUUACCAUAGUAGUUUUUGUCAUGAGCAAACAAGUAUGGUUAAAUAAAAUCAUGCGGGAAUGUAUAGCAUGAGGGGGAGUGUUAUAGUUGUACAACAUCCUCACAAGAGUUAUGCCUUUUAUGAUUAAUGCUUUUUUUUAAAUGACAGAAGUUUUUAAAAUAAACCUUUCAUGAAGUGCAGCACACCACUCUGGUUGUCGCAUAUUUUAAGUUAAUAAGUUUUGAAACAGCACUGACAGGUCUAAGAUUAAGAGCAGGUCUGCCAAUGGCCAAUAUGUAAUGCCCCUAUCAAGUUGUUGUUGCACAUAUAUUUAACACCCAGUGACUGUUUUAAACUGGCACCAUGGAUGAGGCUACCUGCAGUGUCGGCAGACAUCAUCUGUUUAUUUUUUUUGAUGAACCUCAUGCUGACUAUUUCAAAAUGCAUCAAUGUCAAGUGUUUAAAUAUCAUCUAGGGUCACUUGGGACGGUAAAGAUGUUCACAGUUCCCAUCUUUUCUCUGCAUCUUUUCUUUUCUCUCAUAGGGAAAAGCUAUGAUGAACGGGUUGACGUGUUUUCCUUUGGCAUUAUGAUAUGUGAGGUAAGAAAAUCUGAGAAAAAAAAAUGCACUUAGUCUCCAAGAAUUACAGAAAUGUGGUGUUUAAAAAGAUCUCAGAAAUUCCUUUUAAAGUGCUGUGUAAAUAUGAAAGAAACAUGCCCAUAUUGUGAAAAUUUUUACAUCAAAUCAGCAUUCUAUCCAGUUUAAAGCUAAAUUUGUAUCUCUCUUUCUUAGAUUAUAGGAAGAGUGAAUGCAGACCCAGACUACCUUCCCCGGUCUAAUGACUUUGGCUUAAAUGUAGCAGCUUUCCUGCAGCAGUACCACCCUCCACAGUGCCCGUCAGCUUUCCUGCCGCUGGCAGUCCUCUGCUGUGACAUGGACGCUGAUAAACGGUAUAUAACCUACAUAUUUCUUACCAUAGACUUAAAUUACUUUAUUAAAGUAUGAGCUGUGUGAAUAAUGCUUGGUUGGACCGAGACUGAGUACCACUGUGGAGUGUCUGGGUUGUGUGCUGGCCAAACAGUGAAUUCUGUGAUUAGCAAUGCAUUACCAACAAGAUGAAUCAACACUGUGCGACGUUGUGUGCAAAAUGAAGUCAAUACAUUAAUGCUAAUGAACAUCGCAGUCUCUUCAAUAACUCUUCACUACAGCUGUAUGCUUUUUUUUCUUCCAGUCCAUCAUUUUCGAAGCUAGAGGAGUGGCUGGGGAACCUGCUGAUGCACAUGGACAUCGGUCUGCCUCUGCUCUCUGAAUUUGAGCAGCUCCGCAGAACAUUCUGGAGCAAUCAAAACCACCAACACCACUCUCACAACUCGGGCACAACUGUUGACUCUCAUGAACAAACUAACUACUCCAGGACACACAAAAAAAGCCCUGACACCAAGUUAUGUUCGGACGCUGCAAUCAAUCAUAGAGAGCAUGAACACUUGUCCCAGAGUCUUCACCAAAGUAGCACAACCAACAGCCAUACGGACAACGAGCAACACUCACAGGACACAAAUGACACAAAGACUGAGCACAACACCCAAGCUUAUUUAGGUAGAAAAUCUGGAGAACACUCAGAAGACAAGAGUCAGUUUUGCAAGUCUGCAAGCACAAAGUCAAGCAGGAAUGGGUCUGAAACCAAUAAACACAGCAACCCCUCAGGACAAUCAACUGCCAAGAAUGAGUCCUCAAAACUGCUGCAAGUCAACAACUUGCAGCUGGAUCAGUCUAACAGGCCCAGGAGGAUAUGCAAAGUUCUGUGGGCCAGCUCAGUGGAGGACAACUCUUUUCUCUAA
Molecule: messenger RNA, 35053 nt
Organism: Xyrichtys novacula (pearly razorfish)
Lineage: Eukaryota; Metazoa; Chordata; Actinopteri; Labriformes; Labridae
Source: the annotation of a GenBank genome assembly